AUGAGCCCGGAGGCUUAUAGCUUAUAUUCGGCUGCUCCAGCUAUAGUGACGAUUGAGCUUAGCGACUUGAAGAAUUCAUUCGUCAGCGGUGUCCACAACUUCUCCCCAAAGAGCAGCGACUACGAGCAUCUUGGCAGGGUUGUUAAUGUUCCAGUAACACUACUCGUGUUCCUGCCGUGGUGCAAUGAGCACUGUGAUACAAUUGUGAACUUCAACUUGGUCACACGUCAUCGUAUAGAACUGGGCCAACCUAGUAUGAGCUCCCUCAAUGAGCACAACUAUCACGCUGGUUUCCUAGCUAGGAGGCAACUAACUUACGGUCCUCACUUAGAUCCUCUGUUGCUCCAUGGGGCCAGUCAGAAAGGUGUGGAGACAGGGCGCGUAUUCAUCACAGUGGGUUCUACACAGCUGAAACGCCAAGGCGCUGUGGAUGAGUUCAUCACAUUCCGGCGUCUCGGAUAA
This is a messenger RNA of Pseudovirgaria hyperparasitica, 462 nucleotides long. RefSeq lists its product as uncharacterized. The record is from RefSeq and is a predicted model, not a curated record. The coding region runs from base 1 to 462 and encodes 153 amino acids. NCBI's taxonomy places the organism in Eukaryota, Fungi, Ascomycota, Dothideomycetes, Acrospermales, Acrospermaceae. The transcript is spliced from 4 exons.